Molecule: messenger RNA, 3111 nt
Organism: Equus quagga
Lineage: Eukaryota; Metazoa; Chordata; Mammalia; Perissodactyla; Equidae
Gene: ZNF229
Product: zinc finger protein 229
Exons: 3
Biological process (GO): regulation of DNA-templated transcription
Source: RefSeq, a predicted model, not a curated record
AUGGAAGAUCAGUUGGAGCUGGUGACCUUCGAGGACGUGGCUGUGGCCUUCACGGAGGAGGAGCUGGGGCUGCUGGAUACCUCCCAGAGGCAGCUGUACCGGGAUGUGAUGCUGGAGAACUUCUGGAACCUGCUCUCUGUGGUUGUCUUUAACCCCACAGGAGACAGGAAUGCAAAGGAUUUGGAGAAUAUUCAAGAAAAGGAAUUAACAUCCCUUCCAUACAGAGAGCUCCUCUGCUGGAAAAUCUGGGAGCAGGCGGCUGAUGAAUUAACUGGGAGUCAAGACCGUAGAGUGAACCUUCAAGGGAGAGGUUUCCGGUUCUCGGAAGAUGCUUCUCUCUGUCAAGGCUGGGAAGGACCCCCUACCCGAGAUUCCCAGAUUGAAAAUAUGGUGGGUGGUCUUAAAGGGGAGGGGCCCAUCAAUUUAGAAAAUGAAGAGUUUCCAUCCUGGAAAGCAGUAAGACUGGUCUCCUUUCAAGAAUCUUGGAUGAAAGCCUUUGCGAGUGAGCUAUGGAAUGUUCACGAAAGAUGUAAAAAACUCAACAUGGAAGAUGCCAAAUGUAAACGUGAUGGGGAUGGUUAUGGCUUCAGCUGGAUAUCACGUUGUCAUGGUGACCACAGAGUACCUGCAAGAGAGAAACCGUGUAAUUGCGAUAAAUGCCGAACCGACUGCGUGAAAAAGUCAAUACUUCCUCACCCUCACCUUGGAGAGAAUGGCUUUAAAAGAAAUGAAUGUGGAAGUGGCUUCAGGGACGAGUCAGACCUUCCCACUCACCCCAGAGUGCCCUUGAAAGAGAAACUCUCUAAGUAUCGUGAGUUUGCUCAGGGUUUCUGGCAGACUGCCCAUCUCGAGAGACAUCAAAGAACUCCUCCAGGAGAGAAAUCCUUUCAGAGUCACGAGUGUGUUCGGGGAUUGAGGCAGAACACACAUGGUCACAGCCGUCCCCGGCCCCACACGGGGGAGAUGCCCUAGAGAUGCGACGUGUGUGGGAGGGCCUUCAGGUAUAGAUCCGUUCUUCUCAUUCAUCAGGGAGUGCACACGGGAACGAAACCCUACAAAUGUGAGGAGUGUGGGAAGGCUUUUGGUCGAAGCUCCAACCUCCCCAUCCAUCAGAGGGUCCACACCGGAGAGAAGCCGUACCAAUGCAGCGAGUGUGGGAAAGGCUUCAGCUACAGCUCGGUGCUGCAGGUGCACCAGCGGCUGCACAUGGGGGAGAAGCCCUACACGUGCGGCGAGUGCGGCAAAGGUUUCUACGCCAAGUCUGCGCUCCACAAGCAUCGGCAUGUCCCCCUGGGGGAGAGGCCCUACAGCUGCGUCAAGUGCGGGAAGGGCUUCACUUGCAGCUCCCACCUCAGCAGCCGUCAGAAGACGCACGCCGGGGAGAAACCCUACCCGUGUGACAAGUGCAACAAAGGUUUCAGUCACAGCUCGUACCUGCAGGCUCACCGGAGAGUCCACACAGGGCAGCAUCUCUACGAAUGUGCCGCAUGCGGUAAGAGUUUCAGUUACAGCUCAGGGCUGCUCGCGCAUCAGAGGCUGCACACGGGAGAGAAACCCUACAAACGCGAGUGCAGGAAGGGCUUCAGCCGGAGCUCCGACCUCCACAUCCACCAGAGGGUCCACACGGGAGAGAAACCCUAUAAAUGCGUCGAGUGUGGGAAGGGCUUCUGGCGGAACUCAGACCUUCACAGUCACCAGAGGGUCCACACGGGAGAGAGGCCCUGCAUCUGCAACGUGUGCGGGAAGGGCUUUAUUUACAGCUCUGACCUCCUCAUCCAUCAGAGAGUCCACACCGGAGAGAAACCCUAUAAAUGUGCCAAGUUUGGCAAAGGCUUCAGCUACAGUUCCGGGCUUCUCAUCCAUCAGAGGGUGCACACAGGCGAGAAACCCUACAGAUGCAAAGAGUGUGGGAAGGGUUUCAGGUGCACCUCAAGUCUUCACAAGCAUCAGCGAGUCCACACGGGCAAGAAGCCCUACGCGUGUGAGCAGUGCGGCAAGGGGUUCAGCUAUGGCUCCAAUCUGCGCACCCACCAGAGACUGCACACAGGGGAGAAACCCUACAUGUGUUAUGAGUGUGGAAAGGGCUUCUGAUACGGCUCGGGGCUCCUGAUUCAUAAGAGAGUGCACACUGGAGAGAAGCCAUACAGGUGUGACGUGUGUGGGAAGGGCUACAGUCAGAACUCCCACCUUCAAGGUCAUCAGAGGGUCCACACUGGCGAGAAGCCCUACCAGUGUUCGGAGUGUGGGAAGGGCUUUGGUCGAAGCUCCUGUCUUCAGGUCCAUCAGAGGGUGCACACUGGCGAGAAGCCCUACCAGUGUUCGGAGUGUGGGAAAGGCUUCAGUUAUAGCUCAGGGCUGCGGAAUCAUCAGAGGGCACAUUUAAGCAAGAAACCUUGUAAAUAAGUAGGUGCGAGCUGAGGUCUCCCGUUAGAACGCAGAGCUUUGUAGUCGUCUGAGAGCUAACACGGGAGAAAAACGUUAAGAACGUCUCGUGCAGCCAGGGCUGCAGGCGAGGCCAACGUUCUCCUAGUCUGCGCGCGACGGAAGGGAACAUCUGGAAGUUUCAUAAAUAGGGAACGCACUUAGUCACAAACUUCGGGCCUCGAGAGUCUGUAGCACUGCAGAAUAGUCCUUAAAGAUACGACGUGCGGGUGGCUUCAGUAAAAAUCAUCGCGCUCGUCCGAGCUGGCCUAGAAUGGAGCUUUACAAAUAAUACGAGUGGUGAGAAUGUUUCGCAGGAGCAGGUUAUGGACACGGAUUCCUUGUCGGGGAGAAAUACCUACAAAUGGGACAACCAUAGGAAAAUAGUGUCACCUGACUAAAGCCAAUAUUGUAGGAAUCUUUGAGAAGGUAGUUUUUAUAAAAACUAAAAGAUGAUAAUGUUCGUGGAGGCCAGUCACUUUUAGAAGGUCAGGAGCAGUUACAAGGAAAGGCUUUCUCAGGGCGGGUCUGGGUAACGGGUCGCCAUCAUGUUUUCAUCAUGUUUUUGUGGUUGUGCUUUCUCUCAUAGAGGUAAACUGCUCUCAGAGAGAAGUUGUGCUAAAUUAUAAGAAUCUCUCAUUUUCUCAGGUUUUAAAAACAAAAUCUGAUUGGGGUUUAAUUGACCUUGCA